This is a messenger RNA of Myotis daubentonii (Daubenton's bat), 11025 nucleotides long. It is a transcript of the gene MAF, whose product is annotated as MAF bZIP transcription factor. Gene Ontology annotation, biological process: regulation of transcription by RNA polymerase II; lens fiber cell differentiation. Gene Ontology annotation, cellular component: nucleus. Gene Ontology annotation, molecular function: RNA polymerase II cis-regulatory region sequence-specific DNA binding; DNA-binding transcription factor activity, RNA polymerase II-specific. The record is from RefSeq and is a predicted model, not a curated record. Lineage: Eukaryota; Metazoa; Chordata; Mammalia; Chiroptera; Vespertilionidae.
GGGGGUGUGUGCGCGCUCGGAGGUUUCGGGCCAGCCACCGCCGCGCGAGCUAGAAGCGCCCCAGCCCGGCAAGCUGGCUCACCCGCUGGCCACCCAGCACAGCCCGCUGGCCCCUCUCCUGCAGCCCAUCUGGCGGAGCGGCGGCGGCGGCGGCGGCGGCGGCAGGAGAAUGGCAUCAGAACUGGCAAUGAGCAACUCCGACCUGCCCACCAGUCCCCUGGCCAUGGAAUAUGUUAAUGACUUCGAUCUGAUGAAGUUUGAAGUGAAAAAGGAACCGGUGGAGACCGACCGCAUCAUCAGCCAGUGCGGCCGUCUCAUCGCCGGGGGCUCGCUGUCCUCCACCCCCAUGAGCACGCCGUGCAGCUCGGUGCCCCCUUCCCCCAGCUUCUCGGCGCCCAGCCCGGGCUCGGGCAGCGAGCAGAAGGCGCACCUGGAAGACUACUACUGGAUGACCGGCUACCCGCAGCAGCUGAACCCCGAGGCGCUGGGCUUCAGCCCCGAGGACGCGGUCGAGGCGCUCAUCAGCAACAGCCACCAGCUCCAGGGCGGCUUCGAUGGCUAUGCGCGCGGGGCGCAGCAGCUGGCAUCCGCGGCCGGGGCCGGCGCCGGCGCCUCCCUGGGCGGCAGCGGCGAAGAGAUGGGCCCCGCCGCCGCCGUGGUGUCCGCCGUGAUCGCCGCGGCCGCAGCGCAGAGCGGCGCGGGGCCGCACUACCACCACCACCACCACCACCACGCCGCCGGCCACCACCACCACCCGACGGCCGGCGCUCCGGGCGCCGCGGGCAGCGCGUCCGCUUCGGCCGGUGGCCCGGGCGGCACGGGCGGCGGGGGCCCGGCUAGCGCCGGGGGCGGCGGCGGAGGUGGCGGCGGCGGCGGCGGCGGGGGCGCGGCGGGGGCGGGGGGCGCCCUGCACCCGCACCACGCCGCGGGCGGCAUGCACUUCGACGACCGCUUCUCAGACGAGCAGCUGGUGACCAUGUCGGUGCGCGAGCUGAACCGGCAGCUGCGCGGGGUCAGCAAGGAGGAGGUGAUCCGGCUAAAGCAGAAGAGGCGGACCCUGAAAAACCGCGGCUAUGCCCAGUCCUGCCGCUUCAAGAGGGUGCAGCAGAGACACGUCCUGGAGUCCGAGAAGAACCAGCUGCUGCAGCAGGUCGACCACCUCAAGCAGGAGAUCUCCAGGCUGGUGCGCGAGAGGGACGCGUACAAGGAGAAAUACGAGAAGUUGGUGAGCAGCGGCUUCCGAGAAAACGGCUCGAGCAGCGACAACCCGUCCUCUCCCGAGUUUUUCAUGUACCCAAGGGAAUCCUCUACAUCAGUGAUGUGAAAACUCCUGUUGCCCGAAGUCAAAGAGAAAAUAUGAUGCUGGCAUGCUAAUCGCGUGAGACAACCCGGGCCACGGACAGCCACAAAGCACAAAACAAACUCAGAGAAGAAACAAGAACGGUGUUUUCCUGGCGUCUACAAGAAGCGCUUUAUUUUUCCUCUAGAUUUCUUUUCUAAAAAAAAAAAAAAAAAAAAAAAAGGCAAAACAAAACAGAAAACCAAAACUGUAACAAACAUUUAAAGACACAAGACAGACUUCAGGUGAUAACAUUCGAGCAUGCUCUUUUAUUAAGCGUAGGAUGGGAGGGAUGACAGGACUGGUGAGCAGAAGGCUAAAGCAGGAGCCCUGAGGAGCUGUGAGCCGCCGGGGUGCUGCUUGAAACCGUGAAUGAAGGGAACGGCUUUUCACCCCACCCCGCAAUGAUCCUGUAAAUUCCUAGGGACACGCUUCCUUUCCUGCCUGUCAAGGUAUCGGGGGGAUGCUUGGCAAAAUUCAUCUGCUAUAAUUGCUAAAGAACGUUUUGUAUAGUUUGGCAAGGGAGUCGAAGGACUGGUACCUUUGUGACUCGUAGCUCUGCCUAUGCCAGUGUCACCUCCAUCUUCGCUGAUGGGAACAAGGCUCAGGGGCCUCUCCCCAGGAGUUGCCAAGCCCACUUGGACUUGGUCAGAAAGAAUGCAGCAAUGAUCUCCUGGAUCAAUGCAGCGGAAGGAUAAACACUCACUCUUUCCUGAACAGAGAAAGCUCCCGGCGGCAGUGUGGCUCUGGCUGUGCUGGUGGCUGGUGGGACAGGGGGCCCCAGGCUACUCUAAAUAGUGAGAGAGACUUGCUUGUGCUUCUACAAUGAGACAGGCCACCACCAGGAAAGAAAAGGGACCCAAGCCUCAGCCAGCCCCAGAAGAGAGAUCCUUGACCCCUGGAAUUAAUUCCCUGCUUCCCACUGGUAUUUGACAUUUUCCCAUCUGCUGUGACUACUCUUAUUUCCUUGGCUCUGGCGGAUCAGUGUCAGAGGGACACGGAAAGGCCUGGAUAAUCUGGAUAAUAAGUUGGGGAGGGGGCAGUGUUGGCAGUGACGUGCGGGCACACAGGAUGGGCGUGUGUGCCAAUCGUCACCUGAGCUCCCGCUUAGCUGGCCUGGCCUCCGAGUCCCUCCUGGAUCAGCCUCUCGCUGAGCGCCCACAGGGCCCGGGCUGUCUCCUCCCUCUGAGCCUCUGCGGAGGGCAGGCAGCGGCAGCAGUUGUUGAAAUACAUCCCUCCCAGGCCCUCUAGUUCGGGGGCAGCAGCACAGUAGACGGUGGUGGCAGCUCCUUGUUGCUGGAAAUUAAAAAAAAAAGACCAUAAGCAAUUUAUUUAAGAAAAGAGGUGAUGAGAUGACUUUCUUCUGACUGGGAAUCAGCAAGCUUCACCCCACCCAGUCCACUUGCACCUGGACCUCAGCGUGGCCAAGGGGCCUGAGCUCAGCCCAGGCCUGGAAGGUAGGAGGUGAGCAGCCUGGACAGCAAGCUCAUGAACCCCUCUAAAGCUGGCGUGACUCUUUGCACCUCAUAUAGGAAAAGGCUUCAAAAAUAAAUAUGCAUAUCACUCAAGUCGGACAUCUCUCUCCAGCAAAGAGGAAAUGAAGGCACCCUUCUGCACACGCAAGAAGACAUUUGUCCAGCCCCUUGACAUCUCAGUGCAUAAUGCAUUUCGACACCAAGAUGUUUCCAGAACCUUCUGUCUGGAUGAAACCAACCACUCUAAUAAUGGCCCAUCAGGGAGAAACCCCAGCGGGACCGGUGCCAGCCCACUCCAGAAUGCAAGUUGCAAUGAGUGCUAUGGAUCACUUUCCGUUCACCUCUGGAGUAGCACUGUGGCUAGGGCUGUGUGUGCCAGGGAGGGACCACAUCAUCCGGGCUGACAGGCUACUGUCAGAGAUGCUGUAAAGAGGGCAAGAACUCACUUUGCUUUGCAAGCCAUAAUUAAAAAUAAUAGGCUGGUGUUCAUAGGCAGACACGGUAGGCACGGCUCUAAUUUAAAACCAAUACAGUUUAUCUGGCAUCUUAUGAUUAUUUAUGUGCAUCACAGCCCUGGUUGCAUCAACUAAUUAUAGGCUGAUAGAGAGGAGGGUUGUGGAAGAGGAUGGAGAAAGGUAAUGAGGGAUAAGGUCACAAUUAGAAAAACAUUAAGGACAUUUGAUUGGGGAGGAAAUGGGUUUCUGUCCUCACCCAAAGCUUACCCUUUUCCUGCUCCUUUAGGGUUUAAAUUGUGCCCAAGCAGGAUGCGUAAUGGAAAACCAUGCCGCACAAAUGGUUUGGUUUACAUUCACUACAACCACUGGGGGUCAAGGUCAUUGUGAGGAUCAGGGCCUCGAUAUGUUCUAAUUUUAGGAAAGUGCUACAAAACAGACUUGGGUUUUGUUUGUUGUCAUAUCUAGUUCUUGUGAAAACCCCAUAGUCAAAUCAGUAAAGGGACAUGGGUGUGGGGAGUGGGAGGGGGAGAGACUUGAGUUCUCACAGCUGGCUUCUCGAUAGGCCAGGACAAGUCCCAUUAGUUCAGAACUUGAAUUCCUGACAUGACUGAGCUUAAUUAAGUCAUAAUUGAUUUGUUACUUCCCCAACUCCCUCACUGUGCCCACUCCCCAAACGGCCAGCGAUUUUCUUGGAUUCAGCUCUUUCUUUUGAAAUUGAUUUGGGUGGUGGCUCAGGUCUAAUUUAUUGCUAAUCACACUUUGUUUAGCACCUGACACAUUUCUCUAAAGAAUUCGAGAGGCCUAUCUGACUCCUUGCACCUCAUGUGGGGAGGCAAAGUGCCUCUAAAGACAAAUUGAAGAAUUGAGAUGCUCGCCUCACUAACUCAAGCCAAAUAUCCUUUUGGCCUCACUUCUUAGCAGAGUUCGGUUGGAGAUUGUGUUUUGCAUAAUUUUCUGGAUAUCUAUCUAAGAUUUCCAUUUUACUUCCUAGCUGCCAAAACCACCAGAGAGUGGUCAGGUGAUUUACCAUCAACUGUAAGGGGUGAGAGAAUCUGGCCAGCUCAGCCCCAGAUCCAGGCUCUCCACCCCAACGCGGAGCCUUGGAGUAUCGGCAUGUAUAGAGCAGGACAAAUGGGCCUUUUAGAGCCACCAGUGGCGAGAAAAGAUGAAAGUAAGCCACUCGGGAAAGCACAAAGCAGAAUUCUUCCACACCCGGUGUAAUAUUUUGCCACUGUGACCUUCUAAAAUGAUACCAGGUUGCACCCUUGCAUUGUUGGAAUGGUAUUUUUGCAAAGAAAUUCUGCACUUGCAUUGAUUCAGAACCAUGUUGAUGAGGGAGCUGGGGACAUGCAUUUUCCCUCCAUGGAAUCUGACAGCAAUCGCAAUGACCUCAGUUCAUAUAAGCCUGUAUUUGGCUACCAUGCUGAAAGCCAUGCAUGUUAGAAAAGCCCAAUCUUGCACCAAGAGCUGGCGUUGAGUCUUUUGCCGCCAGGCUUGGGGUGAUGCACAAUCUUAAUUCCGUCGCGAGAGGUUCUGUAGAAGAACCCAGGGGCACCUGAAAGCAAAGACCACCUUCUCCACUCGGAGCUCAACCCCCGCAUUGGGCAGCCUCCCUCUCUGGUCCACGCUCAAUUCAACUGGUACUCGAUUAGCUUUCUUGCCGGACAGCUAAGUAGUAACAGAUCUUUCAGUCCCAAGCUCACUCCCCUUUUUGCUCUGGGGGAAUUCUCUUAGCUGCACCAGGACAGCCUCUGAGUGACAUCUUCAUACAAGAUGUGCUGACAGUUUCAUAACAAGUUCUAAUGUUUGGCUCAUCAGAAGGAGACUGAGCUACGUGAGGGGAAUCUCAUUAGUAAAUAGGCUGGGCUUGCUGAUACAAGAUCAAACAUUUCAAAACUGAUAAACACAUAUUUAAAAGAGCACUUUCAUCACCAUUAAAUGGCUUUCAUGCCACUUUUUUUUGGGGGGGGGCAUCAGUACCUAAUUCAGUAACGAUGACAGUCAUAUAAAGGGAACAAUGCUACCAACUCUGUUAUAAAACACCUGGAGCCACCAUGUCUUGUGAGUUGUUACCACUGUUCACUGACCCAUCGUGAUAACAGCAACACCUUGACAUAAAAGCACUGGCUGGAGCUGUGGGUCCCCCUCAACGAUUUGUUAAGAACAAUUUCUCAGAAGCCUGCUUAUCAGGGAGCUGGGCGCGGCGGCUCCAGUCUCCAUCCCCUAGAAUUGGCUAUGUGUUAGGGUAUGGCUGGCACAGGACAGAGUUUCUGGGAAGCCCAGUAGAAUCUGUAAUCACGCCUGAACGCCACUUCUGAUCUGAUCAAACGUUUCUGAGCUGCCAGAGGAGAGCUGAGCCAUCCAUCUCCAUACUGUAUGUAAAAUCACCCAGAAAUCUUGUUGGGGAUUAAGUUAAGAGUAUCUUGGUCAUAGAGGUUCAUCAUUCUCCUUCAGAAAUCAUUUGUCAGAUUUGCAGCCCCGUCUCCAACUACAGGAAGGUGGACUUAGAAAGUGGUUGCUGUUUAUUUAUAGUUGAGGCCCUGAGCCCUAACUUAUCCAUCCUUCCCAAACCCUUUGUUGGGAUGAAAAUAUUAAGUAGCCGCUUUUCAUCAACAUUUAUUUGAUGACUGCUAGCCAGCAAUUUGUAGCUGUCAGCAUGGAAUCUAAAUGAAUAUUGACUCUUUUAAAGGAAGAGGUACAGAGGUUUCUAAUAAACAAUACAUGGUAAAGGAAAAACCACCCACAUAUCAAUAUUUGUAAUGCAUUGGUUAGUACUCUAACCACCUACAUAUUGAUAUUUGUAAUGCAUUGGUUAGUACUCGAAUAUAACUCACGUUUUAAUAAGGACACAUAUUACACAGUUACUGUUUAGUUUGAGUUUCUCUACUUUAAAAUGCAUGCUUAUUUAAAAGACAGAGUAAUUCCUAUCUUAAAGUAGAUUAAAUUACGAGAUGUAUAAAAAACAGAUACUGUCACAGAAUAUCUAUCUAUAGUCAAUGAUUCUGAAGGUAGUAGACGUUCUAAGAUUGCUUUAUCACAGACCUACAGAUAUCACAAGAUUGCACAGAAAAUGCUGAAUGAAUCGACUUUGCAAACAGUACAGAUGUGUAAGGGAAUGUGUCAGGGGACUCAGACUGGGAACCCCACGGGCAGGAAGGAGAGCCCUUUGGGAAAGGGCAGCAGUCACUGUGCUGAAUUCCCGGGACAAAGAGGUGAUGUGAAGUGAGCAGGUGCCUCUUCGUAUCCUCAAAGCUUUCCCUGUUCCUCAUCUGGGCUCUGUUAGGCAAGACAUACCCUCCCCAAAGGCCAAACCGGCCACCUCUCCAGUGGCCCGUGAAUACGGCAGGAUAACCUACCAGAGCUUUGGCGUGAGCACACGUGUCACCCGUGGAAUGACUGCCCCCACAGCCCCUGCCUUUCCCCGCCUCCCAGUAGCACCUGGAGGAGGGUUUCUGCCGUUCGCCUGACAGUGCAAUCCAGGCUGGGAAUUCACCUCCAGAUACACACCUGUUCCCCCAGAACAAGGACAGCUGAAACCUCUGAUUUUAAAGCCAAACAAAAGCAAGCUGCUCCAAAAAGUUACGCGUCCCUACUGACCGAGAACAAUCUUCUAAGCUGACAACGGUGCCAUGAAUUGUGUUCAUUUUUAGGGCAACGCAGUGCACACAGAAAGGAGGCUCCCGGGCCUCCCCGUUAGCAUGACCGUGGCCGAGUCGCCCUCUGCCUCCACUGGGAUGCUGGUGUCGCUGAAUAGACCAAGGUCGUGGAGUAAGUGCUAACCAACCAGCACGCCAACUUGCCCCAAAGUUAUGUGAGAAGAAGAGAGGAGAGCAGUCUACUCGAAGGACUCUGCCCUCCAAAUGGUCCUGCUUUUCUAGAGACUUGUUGCGAAUGAGGACCAUUCACGAGGUAGCAACGGCCAGCAUCUAUGGAGAGCUGACGAUUCUUCAGGCAGGCACCGGCAGAAAGCUUGUAAGUGCGACACUCUCACCCACACAGCCUCAGGAGCAGGGCGAUUGGAUCCCCAUGUGUGGAGAAGCACACUUAGUGUCAGAGGUCCAAAGCAACUCUUCCCAAGUCACUCUGAUGACCACACAAUGGACCCUCUCCAGAAUUCAGACACGCCGCCAUAGAAACCUCCUGCCAAACAUGUGACACAGCUGCUUGCACACUGCCCGACCCUGUUCUGUGUCCCCAUGUGGCCGAAGCCUCCUGUCCAUGCCCGGCCACAGUGUGACGCCUUGGCACGGCCUGGAAUUAAGCGUGGGUUUUGCCCUGUGUUCACCUGAGAAAUGUUAAAAGGAGAUUUCCCCGUUGUUGAUUUAGUCCGUGAACUAAACUGAAAUUAUAUCCACUUGGAUGAACAGAAGUGAGGAUUCGGCAAAACCUCAGAAGAUCCAAUAGCAAAUGACCCUUAACACAAAGGUCACCUGGUCCAACACACCACCUCCAGGUGCCAGGCUGGCCCAGCUAAGGAACCUUGUCUUGGAUGAUAGACCUUUUUCAACACCUAAACUGAACCACCUCAAAACCAGAGAAACUGAAGCAAACUCCACCUUAUAAACCUGUGAAUGUGUAAAGUGAGCGAGGCCUUUUGGAGGGUAAUAUCUGACACAUUAGGUCAGGGUUGCAGGCAAAGUCUGUUCCAACCCCCUUCCUACCCUCCCCCAAUUAAUUCCUAACAAAUUAAUUCCUACAAGUUCCCAGCCAGCGACUCCUACAAAGGCUGUAAACAAUCAGGCUCAGGUACAGGCAGACGCGUCCUGUGGGCAUGGACGCAGAACUGUCCUGUGGCUUUCAGAAGUUUUGCUCACAGCUGUUCUUAGCAGUUAUCAUAGAAGGGAAAUACACUUAACUUCUCAAACUGAAAAAGUGGAGACCAGGAAAGCGGGCAUCUGUUGUAAACAGUGGGAGCUUUAGAGUCUGAGAAGGCCCUGGAGACGGACUUAGCCUGGCCUCACAGAAGAGGAUGUGCACACUGGCACCACGGACUUGGACAGUGUGUUUGGAUAGUUACCUCUUGCUACAAGGUACCGGUUUCUUUGCUAAAAGCAGGUUCACGCCUGUGAAAAAGACCCGGAAAUUCCUGUUCAGUUGACUGUCUCUCCCGCUGUGUGCCCAGUGACACCGGGGACACAGUCUAUGAAAAGGCUUGACAAAGUUGUUUGCUGAGGGAGAGCUAAGCAAUGGACUAUCCCCAGACAUGCCAUUGGUCCACAACCCACGAUCGCAAAGGGUAUCUUGAGUGAAAUGUUUGAAGGGAAACAAAGGUGACACAGCUUUCACGGGCCUCCAUUUGGGGAGAAUCUCAGAGGUGACAUGGAGCCUUUCUCAUUUGCAUCCCGAAUAGUAAGCCAGACCCCAGUGAGGGUACAAGGACCAUUCUUCCUGACAAAAGACAUGAAUUUCUAGCAAGCUCCCUAUGGAGUUUCCAGAGAUUGACUUCAAGACCAGGACAGAAUGACUUGCAAAGUCAGGAGUGUUGCUGUUAUUUCUCUGAGAAAUAUUUGCAGAAAAAAGCCCAGAGACUAGUAGGUGCUGGGUAGAAAGUUGGAAAUGAUUUUUUUUUUUUAAGCUGAAGAAUAUAUUUGUCUUCGCUAGCCUUAAGUCUGGGAGAGGAAGCGGUCGUCCAUCCGGACCGUCCAGGGAGGUCCAAAGCCAUGUUUGUGUUGGGAAGGUCGGGCGGGGAGGGAUUUCCACUCCAGCGGGAUUCAAGGGCAGGGUGACCUGGGUAGGCUUUCAGGACCUGUGUUUUGAAUUCCAUGAACUGUUCUGAACUUUCCCUUGAAAUAAACGAGGCCCUUUUCAUACCUCCUCCCUGUCCCAGAGUCCUUGCCAUCUGUGGUCCAAGGGUUCUGUGAAAGAUGGAUGCCUGCUCCCAAAAGAAUGGAAGUGUGCAAUUUAGGAUGAUUUCAUCUCCCUGAGACCUGCGGCUGCUGCUGUGGGACUCUGCAUGCUUUGGUGGGGCGGGAGGUGCCCCCUGAAUGAGGGAAGGACAAAGAGGUGGCCCAAGGGCCAGUCCAGCGGGCGAUGUUAUUCAUGUACAUCCCACCUUCAUUUGUGUCUGCCAGAGAGGUUCUGGACUGGACUGGCCCGAGAGGUGGUCUCAUUACAACUGAGAGAUGUUGACUGUGUCUCAUUUCUAUGACCGAGUUCCCCGGCAUUCCCUGCCAGUGCUCUCUGAAACGCCGACACUGCUCAAAGCACAGCUUCUUUUCAAUGGGUUUUCUCUCGCUGGGACGGGACACUGCACUGGGGUAUCCAUUCUUCCAUGGGUUGGCUUGCAACAGCUAAGCAGAAGAGCCACAGACACCUGCCACUGAACUAUGCACCAUCCUUCGACAUGGGACAAACCUGACAGCCCCUACGGAAACGUUCCCAUUGGGCCGCCUCAGAGCUGGUGCCGAAGGAACUCCUGAGUGUUUAUAAGCGGUAAAAGAAGACUUAGCUUGUGUUAAUUUGAAACAUUUUACAUUCUUCCUCGAUGUUUUUAACCUCGGUUAUAGCUAGCUCUGUACAAUGUAGAUAAUGGAUGCCUCUGUAUUUGCCAUGUACACUGAUAGAAACCUUUGACAUGAUUGCCAGGCAGAAUUAAUGGGUUCAGUUCUAAUAUCAAAGACGGUCUUCAGAGUAGCGGUGAAACAAAAAUAUCUUCCUCCCCCUGCGCACAGUCACUCCGCCCCGUCGGCCUGACACAUGGGCCCCCUGGAAAGCCAAGAGCAGACUGCUCUGUGAGCGGGCAGGACUUCUGGGCAAACCCCAAGCAAGCUGUUUAGAUGUUGAGGCGGACAGUUCAUUUACACCUAGGUCACGGGCAUAUCCUACAACAUUGACUGAAAAGGCAUGGAGGUGGGGGGGGGGGGGAUAAAACCCACAGGGUGCUCCGAAGGGCCACAUCACGGUGAGAAAUUAACCCUUAACUCUGUUAUCCAGAAACAAAUGAAGGAAUAGACUUCGCAGUGAUUCAGAUCAGAGGCAGGCCCCCAAGUCCAGCCCCACCGCUUCAAGUCAAGCACAACGGCAUUAGGUCUGUGCAUGCAUUUUCAUAGGGAGCUCACACGAACAGAUCAUUUCUCAGGCUCAUUUCUAACGCUGGCCUUGUUAAUAUUUCAUUUAGAACAUACUGUGGAGAGGGUCUCAUUUAUAUGACUUCCAUAAUUAAUGGUGAUAGCUUAGGCACUGCCUUUACACAGAGAGAUCUCGUCACAGUGGUCGAUGGGUAAUGAGAAACAAUAGAUAUUUCAUUCACCAGCAGCUUGUUGCUAGUUAGUAGGAAAUGAUCGUGUGCUCUGUUGCUUUAAUUGCCAGGGUACAUAAUUCUGCCUGGGUGUUAGUGAACAUUUUAAAGCACUUGAUGCAAAUAGACUAGGAACAAAACCAAACCAAGUUUACCUUGAUUAUGUAACACCUUAGCAUAGAAAGUUACACAGGUUUUUUUUUUUUAAAUUGCAUUCUAUCAUGCAAAUAUUAUCUAAAUAUGCAUGUACUGACGACUCAUCUACUGUAUUUUAGGAAAUACAAUUAGGCCGCCUUUCUCUUCUCCUAUGUAGACUGUAAAUAACUGUAGAUCUUUCUCUUGUUUCCCUAUGUAAAUAUAUGUAAAUACUAACAAGCCAUGCAUGCUGAUAUCCUAGGCGAUUUCAGGUAAUUUUAUAAUCUGCAGGCAUGUACUUGAACUGGUUUGUUAAAAUGAAAAAGAACACAAAACCUCGCAAACUCUUUAAAGCUGAACAGAAAUUAAAGGUUUCUUCCUAGA